UAGAUUGAUUCCCGAAGCUUUGCCUGGGCUGUGGAAGCUAGUCUAGUGCUCCGGCGAGCUUCGAGUCGGAUACUCUUGCGUUACGAUGCUGCUGCUGUUAUUGCAAUAUAAUUGUUGGGAUUCGCUUAUAAAUUAAAUAAAAGGUGAAUGACCAUGUGUUCUAAUGGAAGUAAUUUUUCAAUGAAACUCGAGACUGGAUGUCUGAUAUGGGCCAUAUGUGGUAUGAUAAUUUCAGGCACAGCAGGAGUAUACUCAUUUGUUUUGAUAUUUUCCAUUGGUUAUUGCGAGCCCUCUGAAACUGAUGACGGCUUGGGGCAUGCGAUUGGUGAAGUUUUGAUCGCGAUAUUAAUAUUUUUCAGUUGUCUCAUCGUAAUAUCAUUCCUGUUUUCGGUAGUUCUGCUUGUUGGAGUUAUUAAGAAAAGGGAGUCCUUUUUGACAACAUACGUUAUAUUCGGCGUGGUGAUUUCUACAUUCCUUUUAAGCGUAUUUUUUAUUCUAUUGUUAAUAGUUGCACAUGACAACACCAAUGCGUUGGGUAGUUUCCUGCUACAUUCUCUUAUCUUCUUUUUAUUAUUAGGUUUAUAUAGUCUUAUAUUACUCAUGGUACAAAGGACAUCCAGAAAGUUCAGAGAUGAAAGUUUCUCAACUACGAAUCAAAGGAACUCAGUUUAACAAAAGACCGCCUUGUGUAUGGAGCAUAAAAUGCAGUAUAUAUUAGUUAUAACAUUAUAUUUCAUACAAAUACUCUUUAUAAACGAAAUAUACUUUUUGAAAGUGUAAUAAUAAAUAUACUUAGAUACAUUUUAUUAUUAUUCUUAUGCGUUAUAGAUUAAGUAUUUCUUUAUAUGAGACAAAAAAGU
Messenger RNA from Zerene cesonia (dogface butterfly), 860 nucleotides. RefSeq lists its product as uncharacterized. NCBI's taxonomy places the organism in Eukaryota, Metazoa, Arthropoda, Insecta, Lepidoptera, Pieridae. The record is from RefSeq and is a predicted model, not a curated record. The transcript is spliced from 5 exons. Bases 148 to 672 code for a protein of 174 amino acids.